Molecule: messenger RNA, 5674 nt
Organism: Caenorhabditis auriculariae
Lineage: Eukaryota; Metazoa; Nematoda; Chromadorea; Rhabditida; Rhabditidae
Source: the annotation of a GenBank genome assembly
AUGGAACGGGGAAUUUGUAUUCCUGUAUUCCAAUCCCACAAAAAUAUCAAGUCGUGCAUCCAAUAUGAAACCCCCAAUUCGAAAAGCAAAACCUCUGAAAACCAAGAACUUCUCCGGACGAGCCAAAAAGAAAAACCAAAGUGGCUUGAAGAAACCUGCUGGCGCAGUUCGAUCAGUGGUUCACUUGGCAAGAAAUGGCUCGACAUUGGAGAAAUUCUCGGCGGUUUUUCACUUUUUCCCUCCCCAUAAUGAUAAGAAUCAUUUUUCGGAAAUGCACGUGAAAUUCGAAAAAAAGGAAUAGAAUUGGAAUAUUAGGUCACAAAUUCUUUGUUGCCACCAUAGACUUCCCACAACUCCACGAGGAAAAAAACAAACGCAAUCCGAAAAAUUUUGGAGAAAUGCAAAAAGAACUUUUUCUGUUUUUUUAAAUGAGAAAUAAAUGGCUCAGAACAGGAAAAAGAUGUUCUUCUCAAAUCCAUAGAAAACUCUGAUGAUAAAUGGCUCAAAAAGAAUCCUCGUAAAUGAAAGAAUUGUUUAGCGAGAAAGUAGAUGGGAGAACUUCAAAAUUAGUUAUAUAAAAAAACAUCUAAAAAAAUCCUAAAAAAAGCAAGAAAAAUAAAAAAGAAAUGUCAGACUUGUUCUCAAGUAGGAAAGGAGGAUGAGUAAUAAAUAUCUGAGGCCAGAGACGAAGUUGUAAAAAAAAAGAUGAGAAAUCCUAAAAUAUCUGGAGAAUCCUAAAAAAAGGGCAGAGACGGAAGCGAGCGGGGUGCCCGGACGGCUGCUGGCGGCUAGAAUGAGCGAGAUGGCUGCAGUCGCCACGCCCCUCUUCCCUCCGCCGUCUUCCUAUUGGUCGGAGCGAAUGAUGACAAACGGUCUUGAACGGAAGACGCCGACGCGUUUCGAAAGCGAGGCGUGCUCGAGGCGAAAGGGGGAGGUGACAGUCGCCCUUUUCGAGAAAUCGUGUGCAGUUUUGUUGAGAAAGAAUUGAUGAAUCCGGAGUUUUUGCUGCUCAAAAAAAGGGAAGGUCAGAGAUCGAAAAAAAUCUUUCAUAAUUUUUGGAGUGAUUUGUUACUGAAAUAAAUUUUUGAAGCGUCCCAUUUUUUUAAUUCAAAUAAUUCAUUUUAAAAAAAGUAAAAAAAUAGAUUUUUCCGAUCACAAAAUUUCUUGUUUUUCAAACGAAAGAAUGUCUUUUUUCGCUUAUAAUGGGCAUUUUUUAAUUGAUCUCAGUAAAAAAAGCCUUUUUUUGCACAAAGUUCCGGGAAUUUUUCAUGUUCAAAAUUAACCGGAAAAAUCUAAAAAGAUUAUUUUUUUAGCCGCUUUCGAAUCUGAAUAACCAAGAGACGACGUCGUUUCCUCUUGGAAUGCGAGGCCGAUUCGUUGAUUAAUCUUCAACUCCUUAUCUUCUGUCGGUCGGGAGUUAGCUCUUGCGAAAUAAGAAGUUCUUCCAUACUAAAAUUUUGAAUUUUUGAAUUUUCUUAUGAAAGCCGUUUAAGUAAACAGAAUCAUGAAAAAAAGAACAUUUAGAUCUGAAAAUUUUAGUGUUUUUUUUUUGUUUAUAAAGAGCGCUUGAAAAUUUGAAAAGUUUGAGAUCUGAAUAAAAAACGACAGGAAAUCCGAAAAAAAGCAAAAUGAUGGAAAAAACAUUUUUUUUCUACGAUCGGAACUUGGGAGUGGAAAGGCUAGAUGAAAAUGGACAAACUCGGAGACUUUUUUCCGUGAUCAGCUCGGCCUUUGCAGACAAUCUCCAGCACCUUCAUGGAGAAACGGACGUCGCCAUCUUCACCUGUAUUUAUGAACAAAAAAAUCUUUUUCUUUUUUAUAAUUUUUUUGAGCUUCGCUGCGGAGUAACUGCUUUUUUUCUAUUAGGAUUUUUUUGCCAAAACUUGAAAAAAAUGGAAAAAAAUGUAUAAUCUUAACUUAACUUUGUCGUGUUAUCUACAAAUUUAAAAAUCCGUGUCUUCUGAUUCACUGGAUUCAUCGAAAUCAGCCUCAUUUUAAUCUAUUUCUGUUCUCCAUGGGGCGCAUGCGAAAAAACAAGAGAAAAGGCGGGAAAUGAUUUUGUAAAAAGUAGUUACUUAAAAACUUCAUAAAUUUCGAAAACUCUGGAGUAUGUUAUUGUAUUGACGUCAAUGCUCCGACGAUUUCGGGUCCACCGUUGCGCGCAACAAAAAGGAGCUCUUCUGAUUUAUUAUAAUUUCCCCUUUUUUGAUUUCUCUGAUGUCUGAAUAAAUGAAAAGAGGUGAGUGUAUUUUCGGUGUUCUUGGAAGUAAUAGAAAGCUCCGUUGGUUUCGUGCUGAAGCAGCCUUCUUUUUCUACGUUUUUUCAAGUUUUCACAAACGAAAGAAGAGUAGUCUCUGUCGAACGUAUCAUUCCAAAAGUUACUAAGAUCACUUGAUAAAUUUCGAUUCUCGGGCUCCUGAGAGCAUUCUUCCUUGCAGAAGAAUCAACCUAAAAACAACAAAAAUGUUGUUUCCGGCUUACCGAGACAAAAAAAGCAGAAAAAGACAAAACUUUGGCCUGAAAUGAGAUUUGGUUGUGUAAUACACUAAAUGAAAAUCUUUGAAUUGAAGCAGUUUGAUCCCUCGUGCAGAAAUCGCCUCUCCAAUUUCUUGAGAGAGUCUUCUCCGCUCCGAGGUGAAAAAGUUCAAAAAAAACUUACCGAGCGGUUUUUUCAAACCGAUUAUGCUCAUUAUGAGAGUCAGAAAAAAAAAAAUUUCGGAGGCCUCGUGGUUACGCAAAAGUGCGAAACUCAGCCGAGGUGUAAAAGAAGAGAAAACUUCGAUGAAAAGAAAUUUCUCUAACAACAAUCUAUGCGUUGGGGGUUCAAAUAAAUAAAAAAAAGGGACGGACAGAAAAUGGAAUAAAAUCAAAUACUCUAAGUGAUUCAUUGAAAUAGUGUAUAAUCACUCAGUUUGAAAAAAAAAAAUGAGGAUAAAACCCAAAAGUUCGACAGAACUUUCUGAAAAAAGGCUGAAAAAGAUUGACCAAAAAGCCCAGAGUAGAAAUGAAUGAGAGAAAAAACACACAAUUCUUGUUCAUUUGCCAUUUUUUUAACUCAACAGGAAUAUCAAACUUUUCUUUCUGUAUUCCGAUUCCAAGAAAAGUUCUCGAGCAUAAUGAUUUAUUUUCUUAUGUUUGAGAUAAGGAAGAUUAAACCUUUUAGCGUUCCGGAUGCAAAACUUAAUCUUAGCGAAAAAGCUGGGGAUAUCUUCGAUGCAACGGGGAAUUUGUAUUCCUGUACUCCAAUCCCACAAAAAUAUAAAUUCGUGCAUUCAAUAUGAAGCCCCCAAUUUGAAAAGCAAAGCCUCUGAAAACCAAGAACUUCUCCGGACAAGCCAAAGGAAAAAACCAAAGUGGCUUGAAGAAACCUGCUGGCGCAGUUCGAUCAAUGGUUCACUUGGCAAGAAAUGGCUCGACACUGGAGAAAUUCUUGCCGGUUUUUCACUUUUUCCCUCCCCAUAAUGAUAAGAAUCGAUCCUUGGAAAUGCACUUCGAAUUCGAAAAAAUGAAUAGAAUUGGAAUAUUAGGUCACGAAUUCUUUGUUGCCACCAUAGACUUCCCACAACUCCACGAGGAAAAAACAAACGCAAUCCGAAAAUUUUGAGAAACGCAAAAGAACUUUUCUGUUUUUUGAAUAUGAAAUAAAUGGUUUAGAACAGGAAAAGAUGUUCUUCUCAGAUUCAUAGAAACUCUGAUGAUAAAUGGCUCAUAAAGAAUCCUCGUAAAUGAAAGAAUUGUUUUGCAAGGAAGUGGAUGGGAGAAUUUCGAAAUUAGUUAUGGAAAAAAAACAUCUAAAAAGAUCCUAAAAAAAGCAAGAAAAAAAUAAAAAAAGAAAUUUCAGACUUGUUCUCAAGUAGGAAAGGAGGAUGAAUAAUAAAUAUUUAAGGCCGGAGACGGAAUUGUGAAAAUAAAAGAAGCAAAAUCCUAAAAUAUCUGGAGAAUCCUAAAAAAGGGGCAGAGACGGGAGGAAGCGGAGUGCCCGGACGGCUGCUGGCGGCUAGAAUGAGCGAGAAGGCUGCAGUCGCCACGCCCCUCUUCCCUCUGCCGUCUUCCUAUUGGUCGAAGCAAAUGAUGACAAAAGGUCUUGAACGGAAGACGCCGAAGCGUUUCGAAAGCGAGGCGUGCUCGAGGCGAAAAGGAGGGGGGGGGGUACCAGUCGCUUUUUCCGACGCGAAACCGCUGUUUCAAAUCAAAUGUAUAAGGAAUCUGAAGUUCUCAGAAUUUCGAAAAAAAUUCUUCAGAUUUGAGGAACCAGACUUUUCUCAGAAAUUUUUUUUCAACGACACAUUUUUUUGUUUGAGACCGAAUUUCUCUGUCCGCGGACACUCAAUGAUGAAAAGAAAAUGGAUUUUUUAUGAUUUAUCACGUAGUUGCAUCGAAACAUUGUCGAAAAUAGAGUACAUUGUUCUCAAAAGGUCUUCUCCCUUUUAACUUCUCAAAAUAUCGGAAAGUCUUUUUUAAAGUGGGUUCAAAGUUCGUACAAAAACUCUUAGUAAGGGCCAGGUUGCAAGAAAAUGGUUUGCUGAAGAGAUCUUGGAUAGCGAUUCUUGGAGGUUACAAGUUUUUAUCUAAUAGAAAAAAAGGAUAAUAAUGAAUGUGGGAAUAUUCAGUAGGUUAAAAACUGAACAAUGUAUUUCGAUUAACUUACCGUUGCUCGUAAAAAUCCAAAAAUAGCAUUUUUUUUUCUAUUUUCCGUGAAACUGUUUCAAGAAAUUUUUCAAAUGAUAGUGAAAAACGAAAUUCUUGAUUUGAAUGUCUAUCGCAAUUAUAUUACGCGCCACCCUGUCGAAGACCUCGUCAGGAAUCAACGUUCAACAGUUCCCUUGAUUGGCUACCCCGUAGAAGUUUUUGAGCUAUUUUUUUUCUUUCGAGAUGUCUGCGGUGGUUUAAAACGGUAAACGUGGACAUUAGAAAAGUGGAUGGUGACAAAAGUUAAAAAAGAAACGUGACGUUCUUUUGUGAAUCCAAUCACGUGACUGCAAGAAAAAAGAAGAUCCCUUUACUGUGAAGAAAAAGAAACAACUGAAUUUCCGCGAAAGAUUUUUUUAACGACGGGACUUCCUUCCGGAAUUCCACUGCAAUGUCGAAACUAAUUCGGAAAAAAAUUUGAUUCAAAAAAAAGAAGUUAUUUUCAAAUUUCGCGUCCUUUGGGGGAUUCAAGUAGUCCAUAAAUUAAAUCUAACAAGGCUAGCCUUUUUUUAAACAAAACAAAGUGAGGAAAACACGAAAAUAAAAAAUUUUAGACUCACGUUUGAACCUUACAACUUGUCGGUCUAUACGCUACUCGAAACCCGCUAUUCCUAUCUUUUUUAUCAAAAAGUAGAACUUAUCCAUGUUUUUAGUUGGUAGCUUCAUCUGUAUUGAUUGCUAGGCUUGCUUAAAACUGUUCAAAAUCUACAAAGCCGAAAAAGUCAUCAGAAAUAUCUACUAUAUGAAACAGCACAUUCAAAAUCGGGAGAGUGAAAAAUGAAAAACACGAAAGUUUUUUUUUAUUGAGUCUUACUCCCGGCAACUUGGAGUAGAAGUUGAACAGGACGUGCCUGAAAAUGGCAUAGGACAGCAUUUUCUUUCUUCUUCUGGUUUCUUUUUUCUUUUCAAACAAGCGACAGGGACGGCUGUUCUGCACGUGCAAAAGAUGAAAGAAGUUGCCGCGAGCGGCACAGACUCCGAAUAA